Strongylus vulgaris is the source of this 537-nucleotide messenger RNA. Lineage: Eukaryota; Metazoa; Nematoda; Chromadorea; Rhabditida; Strongylidae. The record is from the annotation of a GenBank genome assembly.
AUGGAACUUGUCUCACGAACGGCACGGGUAGUGGUGCCGCCAGCAGCGCAGACAGUCGAGAAGAAACUUGGUUCUUCCGAUAAGAGUAGCGCGGCUUUAACUUCGCCUCUUCAUAAGGGAUCACCAGCAAAACUCGACAUCUCCCAGCUCGCACUCAUCGAUGAAAGAGUCAGAGCCAAAAUUUUGGAGAAAGGCCGUAGGAAACAGAAUGUUAGGCAUCGCUUAACAACAUUAUCUUCGAAUUCCAACGAAUUGAAGAAGAAGUCGGGAGAGGUUCCCCCUUCCAGAGCUCCAACAAUAACGAAUAGCAGUAGCCGCUCUGUUGAAAUUCACAAUAACAUGCGAUCCUCUGAAAUGCUAUCUUCAACAAAGGAGAUUGCACCAUUAUUGUCGUCGCUCUCAGUGAAAAAAAUCCCUUCAAAGCCACCGAAGCGAUAUAUUUCCAAUUCUCGUCGUAAUAAACAGGCAGUCUUCAGUAGCAAUGUCAUGCCUCCACCGUCUCCACAAAGCACUACGAAGGAUUUCAAUCGUGAGUAG